Messenger RNA from Hirundo rustica (Barn swallow), 3738 nucleotides. RefSeq names its product leucine rich repeat and Ig domain containing 2 (gene LINGO2). Gene Ontology annotation, molecular function: protein binding. NCBI's taxonomy places the organism in Eukaryota, Metazoa, Chordata, Aves, Passeriformes, Hirundinidae. The transcript has 7 exons. The record is from RefSeq and is a predicted model, not a curated record. The coding region runs from base 680 to 2500 and encodes 606 amino acids.
UCCCCGCCCGCUCCCCGCCGCCACCCCGCGUAUCGCUCACCUCGGGAGGGGGCCGUGAAGGUGGCGGCAGAGGCAGCCCCGGCUGCGGCGCGCCCCGCAGCCGUUCGCCGUGAGGGAGCUCCCCGGCAGCCGCCAGUGAGCAGUGGAGCUGGAAAACUUGGCAGCGAACUCUUCUGUUUUUCCUGCUUGCAUCUAUGGAACCUGGUUUGCAAGGAUCAUUUAGGCCAUUUGAUAACAGAAGAAUUUGUACACAAUGAGAUUCAGCUGGAAAACUGUGCCCUGGAGAGUGAGUUGAUAUUCACCACUACACUAGAACUCUUCUAGAUAUGUCAUGCUUAUGCCAUUGUUGAGUUGAUGAGAGAAAGACAACGUUAGACAAAGAAUUCGUAAGAAGAUAGGGAUGGAAAAGGUUGAUACUUAGAUAGUCUGAAAGAGGUAACUAGUGGAAGACUUUCACCACAAUUGUGAAAAAUGAGCAGUGUCAACCUGGUCUGUUUCAAGCAUUCUGAGUGUGGUGCCAUGAGAGAUGCUGUUCAUGAGAGGCUGGGAUUAUUAUGAUCAAGUGCUGUGUUUUGGCUUCCCCCAGGUGCUAAAAAAUUUGUGGGGUAAAGAGGAAGUGUUGGACUUUUAAAAAAGUUAAACAGGCCGUGACAGAGGGUUAGCCCAGAUCAGUGGAGUCAUGCGUCACACAGCUUUAUCAUGCUGGCAGCCGUUCCUGGGUCUGGCUGUGCUGCUUGUCUUCACAAGCCCCACUGUGGGCUGCCCGGCCCGCUGUGAAUGCUCGGCACAGAACAAGUCUGUCAGCUGUCACCGAAGACGUCUGAUGUCCAUUCCAGAAGGCAUCCCCAUUGAGACCAAAAUCUUGGACCUCAGCAAAAACCGACUGAAAAGUGUUAACCCUGAGGAAUUCACAUCAUACCCAUUGCUGGAGGAGAUUGACCUCAGCGACAAUAUUGUCUCCAAUGUUGAGCCCGGAGCUUUUAACAAUCUCUUCAACUUGCGCUCCUUGAGGCUGAAAGGAAACCGUCUGAAGCUGGUCCCCCUUGGGGUGUUCACUGGGUUGUCAAACUUAACAAAGCUUGAUAUAAGUGAAAACAAGAUUGUCAUUUUGCUGGACUACAUGUUUCAAGAUCUGCAUAACCUAAAAUCCCUGGAGGUUGGGGACAAUGAUUUGGUGUAUAUUUCACACAGGGCCUUCAGUGGGCUGCUUAGCCUGGAGCAGCUCACCCUGGAGAGAUGCAACCUUACAGCCGUACCAACAGAAGCUCUUUCUCACCUCCACAACCUCAUCAGUCUGCAUUUGAAACAGCUCAACAUUAAUGCUUUGCCGGCAUAUGCCUUUAAAAGACUGUUUCGCCUGAAAGACCUGCAGAUAGAGGCCUGGCCCCUCCUGGACAUGCUGCCUGCCAACAGUCUGUACGGUCUCAACCUGACUUCUCUCUCCAUCACAAACACCAACCUGUCUGCAGUACCUUACUCUGCUUUUAAGCAUCUGGUUUACCUGACACAUCUCAACCUCUCUUACAACCCCAUCAGCACCAUUGAGGCAGGCAUGCUGUCAGAUUUAGUGCGCCUGCAGGAGCUCCACGUGGUAGGGGCACAGCUGCGCACCAUUGAACCACAUGCUUUCCAAGGGCUCCGAUUCUUACGUGUGCUUAACGUGUCCCAAAACCUGUUAGAAACCCUAGAAGAGAAUGUAUUCCAUUCCUCUAAAAGCCUUGAGGUCCUCUGCAUUAACAACAACCCACUGGCCUGUGACUGCCGUCUUCUUUGGAUUUUGCAGCGGCAGCCAACUUUGCAGUUUGGUGGCGAGCCACCAAUGUGCGCUGGCCCAGACAGUGUCAAAGAGAGGUCAUUCAGAGACUUUCACAAUACAGCUCUCUCCUUUUACUUCACCUGUAAGAAGCCUAAGAUACAAGACAAGAAGUUGCAGUACCUGGUAGUGGAGGAAGGACAGACCGUGCAGCUGAUGUGCAAUGCUGAUGGGGACCCACAGCCUACCAUCUCCUGGGUUACCCCACGCCGGAGGCUGAUCACAACAAAAUCAAAUGGUAGAGCCACUGUCCUGGGAGAUGGCACCCUGGAGAUUCGAUUUGCCCAAGACCAGGACACUGGGAUCUAUGUCUGUAUUGCAAGUAACGCAGCUGGAAAUGACACCUACUCGGCCUCCCUAACGGUAAAGGGGUUUACUUCAGACCGUUUCCUUUAUGCCAACAGGACCCCUAUGUAUAUGACAGACUCCAACGACACAAGUUCUAAUGGAACUAAUGCAAACAGCUACUCUCUGGACCUUAAGACAAUAUUGGUGUCUACAGCUAUGGGCUGUUUCACAUUCCUUGGAGUGGUUUUAUUUUGUUUCCUUCUUCUUUUUGUGUGGAGCCGAGGGAAAGGCAAACACAAAACCAGCAUUGACCUUGAAUAUGUCCCUCGCAAAAACAAUGGUGCUGUGGUUGAAGGGGAGGUUUCUGGACCACGAAGGUUCAAUAUGAAAAUGAUUUGAUGGUAUUCUUCUAGCAGUGCUUUUUCUGUGGCAUUAAAACCAAUUAAAGCAGCCUGGCAUGUGGAAUUGCUGGGCAGAAGCAGCUUAAUGCAGCUGUCAGUGUAUCAAAAGGUUAUAUGAAAAUGGAAAGACUAUUUGUGGUUAUACAACAGAGCCUCCAGACCUUGAGGCAGAUGUGUCAGGGCCUUUCAUAGAACUGGGAAAUUGUACUAACUGUUUGCAUUGCAAAUAUUGGCAUUCUGGGGAUAUCAGCAAUGAACCACUGGCUCAUGCUCAUGGACAAUUGUUCAACAUUUUCUACCGCAACAAAAGGAAAAAGAAAAUAAAACCUACAGUGUAGGAUUUACAUACUUAAAGAAAAAGAUACAUUUGUCUAAACCACACCCUACAGUGAAAUUUUUAUCCAUAUAUCUAAUUGGUAAACCUUUGCAUCCUCCCUUCUAGUUGGUUCAACACAACAAAAAAAUCAGUAGUUGUUUUUUGUUUUUUGUUUUUUGGGUUUUUUUUAAAUCUACAUCUAUACUGUGUACAUUUUGAAGCAAUACAAAUGAGAGGUUGUGCUUUUAGAUAUCCACCAGUACUGACCCAAGUGUGAUGUCACCCAUCUUUUAACUUCCAUCAAACCCAAAUUAGAUCCUUGUAGUUAUUAAUUAGAAAUAAUAUAAGAUAUUUUUCUCCUCAUGUAGAAGGCCAGAGAUGAAUAGUUGAGAGCAAAACCACUCAACUCUGUUGAUCUACUCUUCAUAUAAAUAUAAGGCAUGUGCCUAAUUUUGAUACAGAAUGGAAUAUUUUUUAUAUCUGUGAUAUCACACUGGACCAGUUUACUGUAAUAUAGCCCUGGUUCUCACACAGGGAGGGCAACCCGUUAGUCAAUGCUGGCAUGGAGGAGUUCAGUUCUGCCUUGAAGAGAGAGAAUCAGUUUUGUUAGUCCUAAUUUUAAUUUCAAAGCUGCUGUUAAAAUGUUAAUGUGUACUGGGCCAAAUAAAGAGCAUAAUACAUUCUGCAGACUCCUUGGGAAAUAUGGUCAUCUUACUCUUUAUAUAAGUGAAUUAAAACAUACAAACACUAGGAAUGAACUCUUCUCCAAUGCCAAGUAAACUACAGCUGUUCAUUCAUAAUAUGGGGAUUUACAAUACUAAAAUAAUAUUUAAAACAUUAUAGCCUCAAAAAGGCUAACAUACUGCCAGAUAUAAUGAACCUCUAGCCACUGUCAUUCUCAUCUUGUAUAUCUGUAGAUA